UUAUUAUUCCGCGGAAUUUCUGGUUUAUGGUAUUGGACGACAAGCCACCGGUUUAUAGCACAAUGUCACACGUACUGUGUAAACGGACUGUGGGAGAGCCAUACUGCUGAUACCAGCAUUACAGGUUGCUCACUAUGUUGGCCGGCCGUUUAUCUCUGCUCGUGUCUCUAUUGGGCCUUACCAAUGCUAUAAACUUAGUAGAUUUGCUGAGUAAACUCAGGAGAGGAAGCGGCGUUGGCGGUCCGUCCACUUUAUACGACGGUGGAGCCAGUGUUAACACAGUGUCCUUUGAACUUCCCGAAGGCCAUGGUCAGGCGGCGUUCCAAAGCCACCUGAUUCCACAAAAGCCACCUAGCAAGGCAACGAGCAAUUUCCAUGGAUUAUUAAGACAGUUUGCUGCUAGUAGCGAUGUAAAUACUGGACACAGUAGUAAUUAUCAGAAUGCUGCUGCAUACUCGAACCGAGGCCAGUAUAACUCAGCACCACAAGUCCCGACAAGACGACAGUUCCCUUCAACACAUCUUAUUCCUAACAGGUCUCCCUCACAGCAGGAGCACAGAGCAGCAUGGAACAUACCCAAUCAGAAUAGUGCGGGCGGACAACAAUAUCACCAGGGCUACACACAAAGGCCUGUCCCAGCAAGCAUUAGUAGGAUUCAGAUUCCUCAGCAGACCACUGGUUUUAUGCAGGGACAAUUACCUAGGUCCAGCAGAGUACAGGUCCCGAGACAAAAUGGAUUCACGCGGACACAAACACCGGUAUCAAAUUAUGGCACAGGGCAGGCUUCAAGGAAAAUGGAAUUCACACGGGAAUUAGGUCCUGUUCCAAACCAUAGCAGGACUAAGAUCCAGAGGACUACUGGAUUCGCGCGGGAAACAUUACCCAUGGCUGGCCGUGGUAGAGCUCAGGUCUCUCAGAGAACGGGAUUCACGCGAACACAAAUGCCAACUUCUACUAACCAAGCAGGGUCGCAACAAAUAUCGCGUAAUAACCGAUUCAUUCCGAAACACUUCCCUCAAUCGAGCCAAGUAGGGGCACAGGAAAUCUCACGGAAUAAUGCUUUUGCUCAGAAACAAGCAUCUAGCAAAGUAAGAGCGCCGACAGCCUCCCGGAAUAGCGGUUUCGCUCAAAAACAUACACAAACAAAUAAUCACGCUGCAGUACGACAGUUUGCACAAAUGACUAAAGCGUCGCCAGGGAGCGCCUUCGGCCAGCAACCAAGUAAACCUAGAUACCGUACGCCCCACAACGUCCGAUCUAGGCGGUUUUAAAGGCCAACAUAGUUUACUCGUGGUUGCUUCAGGAUCACAUCCAACGUUCAAUAAACAGGUUAUAACAGCUUCAGGUGCCGCGGUGGCUUCGACAAAGAAAACAUUUUAACAUGCAUCAAAAUAACGUCAUUGUUGAUAAACAUUCUGAAGGAGAGUUGUAUUCGUAACCAGAGAGAUAUGUCCAAGUUGUAUUCGUAACCAGAGAGAUAUGUCCAAGUUGUAUUCGUAACCAGAGAGAUAUGUCCAGCUAGCUGGCCUUGAGGUCGUGUGAACAUACUGAAACACCAAUAAAAUAUAUUAACAGGUC
Molecule: messenger RNA, 1578 nt
Organism: Pecten maximus
Lineage: Eukaryota; Metazoa; Mollusca; Bivalvia; Pectinida; Pectinidae
Exons: 3
Coding region: 135-1271 (378 amino acids)
Source: RefSeq, a predicted model, not a curated record